Messenger RNA from Neurospora crassa OR74A, 1772 nucleotides. RefSeq lists its product as hypothetical. Lineage: Eukaryota; Fungi; Ascomycota; Sordariomycetes; Sordariales; Sordariaceae. The transcript has a single exon. The record is from RefSeq and is a predicted model, not a curated record. Bases 11 to 397 code for a protein of 128 amino acids.
CGUCAGGAUAAUGGGCCUGAAUCCUGCAAAGGUGUGGAUAGCAAAGGAUCAUAGCUUUAAGGGACAAUUUCCCGGUUAUGACGAUUAUCGUGCAUCGGUUAUGGCAGGGAGCAUGCACCCCCCACGUCUUCAACGUGCGUUUGAUCAACAAGAAGCACCUCGCAUCUUUCCAGGGCCGGAUGAGCCUCCUGCUGGUAUCAGGCUCUUAGAUGGUGAUGCAUCUACUAGUACAGUCCACUUGGCUGGGCGAGAACGGUCAUUUCGCAAUACCUUGGACACGUUCCUGUACAUGCCUCGAUGUUUGGCCGUGUUUGUCAAUCAAACGGAUGGCCUUUCGAGACAUGACAAUCUGCAACAUCAUGGUCACAACAUGGCGAAUGACCUCCAGCUGCUCUGAGUGCGCGACUCAGUAUCCACCAACAUGUUAACUGAGAGUCACCGGCAUGCAGACUCAUAAGCAGGAGCAUCGUGAUGCGGGCACAAUACCCCACCUGUAUCGGUCAAGCUCACCAAGCACGACCAGCACCGGGGGAGAAAGCUUGCUACCCCGGAAUCACACACCCGUCUCGUAUCUGAACGUUAUCACAAAGUGAUGAAGGCGUCGCGGGGGGAUCGCACGGCAUGCGCCACGCAGAAGGCCUGGUCCUGGCGCUCGAAUCGGAUCUCCAUGGCGUCUCCAUUGAGGUUCGCGAUGUAUAAGUGACUGCAUCUGCGUGGCGUUGCCAACUUGCAGCGGAUGGUGGUAAGAUGACGGCGCAGUCUGUACCAAUCGAAUGCCACGAGGCUUGCUGGUCACACUUACUAACAAUGUCGCAACCCGAGUAUGCGAACUGCGAGCAUGGUGGACAGAGAAGGUGGAAAGGGGAAGGAUGGUCGGUCGAAUGGGCCAUUCCCGCGGCCGGCUUGUUGGGGCCCAACCACGGAGGACGGUGCAUGUCGUCUGUCGGAUGACUCCCCAGUUGUCUGGUUGUCUGAUAUCGUCACUCUUUGACGUCUCGUUCAGUGUGUCUGCAGGUGUUCUGAGAAGCCCAGCCGGAACACUGUCGUUAAUCUGCCUGGACAUCGCUCGAUCAAAGAGUCAGGCUGCGCUUAAACCGGCGGUAAUUGGGUGAGGGAAGAAAAAUGAUGCGGCGCGGGUGAGCGGGGACGAGGUAUGAUUGACGGAGAUUCGCUUGACGUGGAGUGAUUCAUGGAUUUGCGCAAUCGCACCGGCAGAGGAAAUCGCUGCGCCGUUCGGAAGGCUGUCGGUUCGGGAGAGCAGCUCGUAGACUAGCGUGUAGGAGGUAUCGGUCAGCCUCCGCCGUAAUGGGCUCUUUGGAAGCACCUGCUGGAUCCGGGGUUAUUGUCCGGGUCGCUUCAUUCUGUGGUAGAGGUGGCUAUGCCGGAGGGACGCGAGGGACUCACCGGUGAUGGAAAUUGAUGAGUUGGCAAUCAUGGCUUCGGCGGUUUGCAAGGCCAGAUGACCAUCAUUUCAAGCAUUUCCAACGGUUGCGUGGCCGGCUAGAACGCAGUGAGGGUUGUAGCCAUGAGCGGGUGGUGGUACUGGGCAGCCCCUCCUCUCCACACCAUCAUGGACGCUGACGAUGGUGGGAUGGGUCGCGCCAGAUAAGCUGCCCUGGCUGCCAAAGGAGGGACGGGACGGUGGCAUCAACGGGACGGCGAAGCAAGGCCAUGUGAUUGCGAGAUUAUCCAGGAUUGGAUGGGAUUUGGUGCAGUGCAAAGGUGAGGUGAGGUCUGGUUCUUGUGUCGUUGACUCGGCAAGUUGGAGAAAG